GACAAGAGAGUGCUUCGUUCCUCUCUUAAACCCUAGGCUACCCUUCCUACGAAAACGAUGGCCUUCUCCGCCGCUUGCCGCCGGGCUUCCUCGGCCGCCGUUUCGGUCUCCCUCCGUGCCCUUGGAACGCGUGAGAUCGUCCGAUCCUCGGCGCUUUCCGAGCCAAUAUCCAUGCGGUCCAUCUUGUCGUGGAGACACGCUGUAGGAUGCCCGAACACCCACUCUCUCGCGCGCUUCUCUUCCCUGGCUUUGAAGAAACCGGCUUCCGAUGCUGGUCUCCUUAAGGUCAUCGAUUUUGAGAUCAAGUGCGCCGAGGAGUCGGACCACCACGACCGGGUGGAGGAAAUACCAGAAGCGUUCCCCUUUCAAAUCCAAGAUGAUAAGGGGAUGAAUGUGAUUACACUAAAGAGAACAUAUCAAAAUGAGAACAUUGAAGUCGUAGUUUCCAUGCCUGCCCUUGUUACUGGAGAGGAGCCAGAGAAUGCUGGAGAAGGAGAUAAUGAUGAUGAGCAUGAGAAACCCAGUCAAUCUAGUCUUCCGCUUGGAGUGGUCAUGUCAAAGAAAGGGGGUCCUAUUUUGGAGUUCAACUGCACUGCCUAUCCAGAUGAAGUUGUGAUAGAUAGCUUGUCUGUUAGAGAGAAAGAACAAGCUGGGGAAGACUCCCUUGCCUAUGAAGGGCCUGAUUUCAAUGAUCUGGAUGAGAAUCUUCAGAAGGCCUUCCACAAAUAUUUGGAGCUAAGAGGCGUCUCUGCCCUCAACACCAACUUCUUACAUGAGUAUAUGAUUAACAAAGACAGCCGGGAGUACUUGUUGUGGCUGAGAAAUCUGAAGAAAUUCAUUGAGAAGUGAAAAAGGUGGUUCCAGGCGAAUGGAUGUCCAUUACUAUUGUUUGGCUAUGAUUAGAUCAUGGAAGAGCUAAGACAUCAUGUAGUUUUUACAUUUACAGUUUGGGACUUGAUGAUAGAAUUUUUAGAAAAAGAGCUUGAAAUUGUUCUUUGAUCAUUUUGGUACCAAUCAAGUGAUUGGCUCCAUAUGAAACAUAGCUUUCUACAAGUUUCUAAUGAAUUUAUGUGGGGCAAUUUUGUUAUAGUUCAAA
Dioscorea cayenensis subsp. rotundata (Guinea yam) is the source of this 1096-nucleotide messenger RNA. RefSeq lists its product as uncharacterized. The coding region runs from base 58 to 849 and encodes 263 amino acids. Lineage: Eukaryota; Viridiplantae; Streptophyta; Magnoliopsida; Dioscoreales; Dioscoreaceae. The transcript has 4 exons. The record is from RefSeq and is a predicted model, not a curated record. Gene Ontology annotation, cellular component: mitochondrial matrix.